Selaginella moellendorffii is the source of this 2017-nucleotide messenger RNA. RefSeq names its product F-box protein At5g51370. NCBI's taxonomy places the organism in Eukaryota, Viridiplantae, Streptophyta, Lycopodiopsida, Selaginellales, Selaginellaceae. Bases 368 to 1945 code for a protein of 525 amino acids. Gene Ontology annotation, molecular function: protein binding. The transcript is spliced from 2 exons. Gene Ontology annotation, cellular component: SCF ubiquitin ligase complex. Gene Ontology annotation, biological process: SCF-dependent proteasomal ubiquitin-dependent protein catabolic process. The record is from RefSeq and is a predicted model, not a curated record.
UUGCGAGGAUAUUCGUCCAAUCUAGCUUGUACAAAUCUCGGAAUUGACGGUCGUGCGUACGCCAUGCCGGACGGUCGGAUUUGGACGCAUCUGGGCCGUCGGGUUUGAGCGCAUCCACGAAGCGAAGCAUUGCAUCUCUCUUCUUUUUUCUCUCUACAGUGAUGUGGCAUUUGUUUUUUCCGCUGGGCGGCUUGUCACGCGUCCCAGGGUUUGAAAGAGCAAGCAAAGAGGGAAAGGGGCCGCCCGGGCUAUGGCGCUAGGGUUCUAGCGCGGGGAUUUCCCACGCCACGGCCGUGGAAUUCGAUCGAUCGAUGCGAUUGUAGGCCGCAUUGGCGGAGGGAGAGCGCGCACCGGAGAGUUUCCUUUCAUGUGUCAAAAAGGCGCGCCUGGAGAGGGAUCCCAAUCUUCGCAGAUCGAUCUGGCGAUGCAGCAGCAUCAUCACCAGAUCAGGGGAAAGGGCCUGGGCAACAAGAUCGAUCCCGCGAAAUUCCUGGCCGGGACGGAUCUCACCGCCCUCCUCACCGACGAAAUUCUCCUCAGCAUCCUCGCCCGGCUGCCCGGAGGAUCGUCGCCGUAUCCCUGCUCGCUCGUCUGCAAGCGCUGGCUCCGGCUCCACGGCCUCCUGCGCCGAUCCCUCAAGCUCCACGAGUGGAGCUACCUCGAGAGCGGGCGACUGAAGGCAAGGUUUCCCAAUCUCACCGACUUGGAUUUGACGCAGGCCAGCGUGCUCGUCCCCAGGAAUUGCUCCGCGGUGCUUCUCACGCACGGCUCCUACACGCUGCCCCUCACGCCCGACGUGGUGGACAUCUUCCCGGUGGAGCGAUGCAUCCAAGAGCACGAGCUCUCCCCCGCCGCCCUGGACAGCGGUCUCAAGAUCCUCGGCGAUAGCUUCUCAGGUUUGCAGCGAUUGUCCCUCAAGGACGUCUACAGGGAGCGAUCCAUCAAGGGUCUUCUUCGCGUCUUCGACGAUUCCCGGGCGGCGGUGGAGGAGAAGAAGCAGCAGCCAAUUGCUGUGGUGACUCUCUCGUCGGAUCGCGCCUCGUCAAAGGUGGUGCCGCUCUCGUCCGAGAGAGCACCAUCGUCCAAAAUGGUGGCGGAGAUCGAGGCCGGGCUUGCGUACGUCGCGCGGAGCUGCCCGAUGCUGCAAGAGCUGGAGCUCCUCCAGUGCACAGACGAGGCCCUCACGGCCAUGUCCGCGUGCCGCCACCUCCAGAUAGUGAGACUUGUCGGCCUCGUCACGGAGCACUACUUGGGCACUUUCACGGACAUCGGCCUCACUGUUCUAGCCAACCGGUUUAGCCGAAUUGUCAAGCUCGAGCUCAUGGGCUGCGAGGCGAGCUACCACGGCAUCGCUGCCAUCGGCCAGUGCUGCUUCAUGCUCGAGGAGCUGACGCUGUCCACCAAAGGAUUCCAGAGAGGCUGGAUCGCUGCCUUGUCGAAAUGUUCGUGUUUGAAGAAGCUAUGCCUGGUGAGUUGCCGGAACAUCGACGUAGACCCGGGGCCUCCGGAGUACCUCGGCCACUGCUCGGCGCUGGACUGUCUCAAGCUCGCAAAGUGUGAUCUUCGCGAUCGGCUGGGCUUCGCGGCGCUGCUGAGCGUGUGUAGAAACGUGAGGGAGCUCGAGUUUAACGAUUGCUGGGGGCUGGAAGACGAGACCUUUAGCAUGGCGAGCAAAUGCAGGAGGACUCGGCUUCUCUCGCUCGAGGGAUGCUCGCUUCUGACCACCAGCGGGUUGGAGGCGGCGGUGAUGGCUUGGAAAGAUCUCCAGCGGCUGCGAGUGACGUUCUGCGACAACAUCCGGGACUCGGAGGUGAGCCCAGCUCUCGCGAAUUGCUUUGCUUCGCUGAAGGAGUUUAAGUGGCGGCCUGAUACGAGAUCUCUCCUCGCUGCCAGCCUCGCUGGGACGGGAGUUGGACAGAAAGGCGGGCGGUUUUUCAAAGUCUAGAGCGAAAGAAAGAAGUGUUACUUUGAGCGCCGAAAAAAAAAAUCAAAAAAGAUUUUUAGAAGGUUAGAAGUA